Molecule: messenger RNA, 202 nt
Organism: Eimeria maxima
Lineage: Eukaryota; Apicomplexa; Conoidasida; Eucoccidiorida; Eimeriidae
Exons: 1
Source: RefSeq, a predicted model, not a curated record
GUACGUAAGUACUAGUACUAGUAGUAGUAGUACUAGUAGUAGUAGUAGUAGUAGUAGUAGUAGUAGUAGUAGCAAGUGCAGCAGCAACAGCAGCACCAAGUGCAGCAACAAGUGCAGCAGCAACAGCAGCAGCAAGUGCAGAGCAGCAAGUGCAGAGCAGCAACAGCAGCAGCAAGUGCAGCAGCAAGUGCAGCAACAGUAG